CAGGCGUGAUGAGUGUGAUCGAGAGGAGAGAGAUCAGAAAAUUCCUCUAAGUUCAUCUUUGUAGCUGCGGAAAACUGUCAUUUGUGGAGGUAUCAUCAUGUCGACUUCACCUUACCAUAUAGCGUCUCUUUUGGACAAGAUGACAUCAAGUGACAAAGACUUCAGAUUUAUGGCAACAAAUGACUUGAUGGCUGAACUUCAGAAAGAUUCUAUAAAACUGGAUGACGACAGUGAAAGAAAGGUUGUUCAGAUGCUUUUGAAAUUGCUUGAAGAUAAGAAUGGUGAAGUACAGAACCUUGCUGUUAAAUGCCUUGGCCCUCUGGUUAGUAAAGUCAAGGAACAUCAUGUGGAGACCAUAGUUGAUUCACUCUGCUCAAACAUGCUCUCAGACAAUGAGCAACUGAGAGACAUUUCAAGUAUUGGUUUGAAAACAGUUAUUGGUGAAUUACCCCCUGCUUCAUCUUCACUGGCUGCCAACAUCUGCCGAAGAAUAACUGGAAGACUCACAAAUGCUAUUUCCAAGAGCACUGAUGUUUCUGUCCAGCUUGAGGCCUUGGAUAUUUUGGGUGAUCUGUUGAGCAGGUUUGGAGGACUCUUGGUAUCAUACCACCAGUCUAUUCAGCAAGCUCUGUUACCACAAUUAACAAGUGCCAGGCUUGCUGUCAGAAAGAGAACCAUCAUUGCACUGGGCCAUCUUGUGUUAAGUGCAAACAGCAGUUUGUUUGUUGAACUAAUGGAUCAUUUGCUUACUGAACUGAAGCAAAAUGCCUCACACUCUACAACUAGAACUUUUAUCCAGUGCAUAGGAGCAAUAUGUCGCCAAGCUGGUCACAGAGUUGGAGAACAUCUAGAGAGAAUCAUACCCAUGAUAGUACAAUAUUCUAGGGUUGAAAAUGAUGAUGAGCUGAGAGAAUACUGUAUUCAGGCAUUUGAAUCAUUUGUUUGCAGAUGCCCCAAAGAAGUAACCUCUUAUAUUCCCAAGAUUACAGAGCUCUGCCUGGAAUUCAUUUGCUAUGAUCCAAACUAUAACUAUGGAAGUGACGACGAAGAUGAAAACAUGGAAACAGACUUGGAUGACGACGAGGAGGAUGACGAAGAUGACGACUAUAGCGAUGAUGAUGACAUGAGUUGGAAGGUUCGAAGAUCAGCAGCCAAGUGUUUGUCUGCAGUGUUAGGAUCAAGACCAGAACUGUUGUCUGAGUUCUACAAAUCAGUUUCACCAGCGCUUAUUGCCAGAUUCAAAGAACGGGAAGAGAAUGUUAAAGCUGACAUAUUUGCAGCAUACAUCACUCUUCUGAGACAGACCAGGCCUGUGGCUAGUCAGACGCUGGAUGCUGAAGCUAUGGAAGAUGAUUCAGGCCCUGUGAAUCUCCUGACCACUCAGAUACCAUCCAUUGUCAGAGCUUUGCACAAACAGCUGAAGGAAAAGAGUGUGAAAACCAGACAGGGAUGCUUCCAUUUGUUGUUGGAACUUGUUGCUGUUUUGCCUGGGGCUCUGUCUGAUCAUAUCAGUGCCAUUGUUCCUGGAAUACAGUUUUCACUUGGAGAUAAGAGCUCAACAUCAAAUAUGAAAAUCGACACCCUCGCCUUCCUUGGCUGCAUUCUAGCCCAACAUCCACCCAAAGUUUUCCAUCCACAUAUUCAUGUACUAGUUCCGCCUGUUGUGACAGCAGUUGGCGAUCCAUUCUACAAGAUCACUUCCGAAGCUUUGAUGGUCACUCAACAGCUGGUCAAGGUCAUCAGACCUCACGGAGUGCCAGCAAGUGAAUUUGAAUUUAGGCCGUAUGUGAAGGAUAUUUACCAAUGUACUCUUGUCAGACUCAAAGCUGCCGAUAUUGACCAGGAGGUCAAAGAAAGAGCCAUAUCAUGCAUGGGUCAGAUUCUGUGCAGCCUCGGCGAUGAACUUGGUCAGCAACUUCCACAGUGUCUCCCAAUAUUCCUUGAUAGACUGAGAAAUGAAAUCACAAGGCUAACUACUGUCAAAGCUUAUUCACUGAUUGCAGGAUCACCACUUAGAAUUGACCUCUAUACAAUACUGGGUGAUUCUAUGCCAAUUCUUGCCUCCUUCUUGCGCAAGAACCAAAGAGCACUUAAGCUAUCAACCUUGACAACCCUCAAUGUUUUGGUUACUAAUUAUGGUCAUUUAUUGUCUCAAGAGAACAUAUCAGGAGUAUUGACAGAGGUUCCGCCCUUAAUCAGCGAAAGCGAUCUUCAUAUCUCACAGCUCUCACUUACAUUGUUAACUUCUGUUGCCAAGAUCCACAAGGACAGCAUGGCGCAGGCCUGCACUUCCACUCUGCCAGCCAUCAUGGUUUUGAUAAGGUCGCCACUUCUUCAAGGUGGAGCACUGAAUGCUACUCUCACUCUUCUUACUGAACUGGUUACUUCUGGAAUAAAAGGAAUGGGAUUUAAAGAUCUCUUCCAGAUGUUAGUAUCUCCUAUUUACUCCUCAAGCCAAGGAAGUCAACAAACAAUCAUCCACAAACAGGCUUUCCACUCCAUUGCUAAGUGUGUUGCGGUACUGGCCAUGUCGUGUCUAUCCGAUGGAGAAUCUGUUGUAAAUCAGUUUGUCAGAGAUAUUCAGAGUGAAAAGGUCGCUGAUCCGUUACGUUUAUUUUCCCUGCUGUCAUUGGGUGAAAUAGGAAGACACAUUGACUUAAGCAGUCAUCAACAACUAGCUGUGGCCAUCUUAGAUUGCUUCUCGUCACCAUCAGAGGAAGUAAAGUCAGCGGCUUCUUUCGCAUUAGGUAAAAUUGCUGCGGGAAAUUUGAACUUGUAUUUACCAUUCCUGCUCAAGGAGAUUCAAGCAAAUCCCAAGAGACAGUAUCUGUUGCUUCAUUCUCUUAAAGAGGUGAUCUCAUGUGAAGCAGGAAGUCCAACAGGAGUUGAAGCUUUAAGACCAUUUAUUAGCUCAAUAUGGACUUUGUUAUUUAGUCAUUGUGAAAGUACGGAAGAAGGAACGAGGAACGUUGUCGCCGAAUGUCUGGGGAAACUGACUCUUGUAGAUCCACUGCACCUUCUACCACAGCUUAAGGACUACCUGAACUCAGACUCAGCCUUUGCUCGGAGUACUGUGGUGACAGCUGUAAAAUUUACCAUCUCGGACCAUCCUCAGCCGAUUGACAGCCAGCUAAGAGGAUGCAUUGGAGAUUUUCUCCGAACAGUACAGGACCCUGAUUUGAAUGUCCGCCGUGUCGCUUUAGUUACAUUCAACUCAGCGGCUCACAAUAAACCGAGUCUCAUCAGAGAUUUGUUGGAACAAAUUCUUCCUCGACUGUACAACGAGACGAAAGUCAGGAAAGAACUCAUUCGCGAAGUCGAGAUGGGACCGUUUAAGCACACUGUUGAUGAUGGCUUGGACAUCAGAAAGGCAGCGUUCGAAUGUAUGUAUACACUUCUCGACACAUGUCUCGAUCGCCUCGACAUCUUCGAGUUCUUGAGCCAUGUAGAAGACGGACUUAAAGAUCACUAUGAUAUCAAGAUGCUGACGUUCCUGAUGUUAGUGAGACUGUCUUCUUUGUGUCCUAAUGCUAUAUUACAGCGUGUGGAUAUCCUCGUGGAACCGUUACGUGCGACGUUGCAAACGAAGGUGAAGGCAAAUUCCGUGAAGCAAGAAUUCGAAAAACAAGACGAGCUGAAGAGAUCGGCGCUGAGAGCCGUAGCUGCCCUGCUGUCGAUUCCAGAUAGUGAUAAAAGUCCCUUGCUCAGCGAAUUCCUAGCGCAGAUCAAAUCAAGUCCUGAGCUGUCCGCCAUGUUUGAUUCCAUCCAGAGAGAUGCUGGUUCAGCGGAAAGCAUGGACACUAGUUAAAGCGUGUUACCCUGUUUGUCAAAUAAAAAAAUAAUGAUUUCCCCC
Messenger RNA from Pocillopora verrucosa, 3853 nucleotides. Its product is annotated as cullin-associated NEDD8-dissociated protein 1. The record is from RefSeq and is a predicted model, not a curated record. NCBI's taxonomy places the organism in Eukaryota, Metazoa, Cnidaria, Anthozoa, Scleractinia, Pocilloporidae. Gene Ontology annotation, biological process: protein ubiquitination; SCF complex assembly. Gene Ontology annotation, cellular component: nucleus.